This is a messenger RNA of Porites lobata, 1486 nucleotides long. Lineage: Eukaryota; Metazoa; Cnidaria; Anthozoa; Scleractinia; Poritidae. The record is from the annotation of a GenBank genome assembly.
AUGGAAUACCAAAAUUACACCAACUCGACGUCGGAGAGAAUCUGCCCGCAGGCCUCGACUUUGGUAAAAUGCAUCAAAACAGUCGCUUACUCGUCCCUCAUGUUAACUUCGCUGCUUGGAAACUUAGCUGUAAUUGCAAUCGUGUCAAAAAACAAAAUGAUGCGGACGACAACGAAUUACCUGAUCGCUAACAUGGCCGCUUCUGAUCUAUUAAUCUCUGCCUUCGCAGUACCACGAGAACUCGCGCAAAUUUUUGCUGGUUCAGAGAUAUGGCUUCUCGAUGGCUUAGCAGGUUCAAUAUCUUGUAAGCUGGUCUACUUUCUCCAAGACAUUUCAACGGCAGUAUCUAUACAAAGCCUCGUAGCCAUAGCAGUUGACAGAUAUCAGGGAGUCGUCUUUCCAUUCCGUCCUCCAGUUAUUACAUCCAAGGUCUGUAAGGUAAUAAUUGUGGUUAUUUGGAUGGUGGCGAUGGGUCUACACGGAACUUAUUUCUAUACCGCGCGGCUGGUAAAGACAGGCCAGAAGUGGUCUUGCACUUUUUGCUGGGCACCGAAGUUUGAAGAGCAUACACAAGAACGAUACUUUCUUUUCGUUUCCAUCUUUUUAAUUUUCUUUCCUCUAAUUGUGAUUCUAACUUUAUAUGCACUGAUAGUUAUAGAACUAAAGAAAAAAGAUCCUACUGAAAAUGGAACAUCAAGAAUAAGGCGACAGAGGCAGAAAGAAAACAGAGCCAUUGUCAACAAGAUAUUGAUCAUUGUCUUUCUGUUCAUCUUGUGCAUUUUUCCAAUAACUAUUUUAGGACUUGUUCAUUAUUUUUUGUGGGAUGGGCGAGAUACAUGUGCAACGACAAAACUAUUUACAGCCAUGAAAUUCUUGUUAUAUUUGAAUGCCUCUUUAAACCCGUGGGUUUAUUUAAUAUUAAAUGAAAGGUAUCGGAAAGGAUUAAAAGUUUUAGUUAACUGUCGUUUACUUAAACAGCCUUACAGAAAUGAAAUAGAGAUGAAUUGAACGUUUUGUAACCGAUAAGUUACUCAAGGUAAAUAAGUUUAAGAGACAAUUAUUCAAUAAAGUAAAUAACACCAUUAAAUAAAGUAAUAUAUUCAAGUCUUUGAAAUCUCUGCACCUCAUCGGAGAGGCCUGGAUAAACAGCAGAAUAUGGCCCCCUAAGUGCUGGAGCGUGUUUAUGCUGUCAGUAAGAACAAAUAAUGACAUAGAAGGCUGGCAUCACGUCCGGAACCGAAGAGCUGCUGGCCUCUGUGGACUUCCCUUCUACUUGCUUGUGUCCUUGCUAAACAACGAGGCCCGCCUGGUGUCACUGCAGAUUCGGCUUGUGUCUGAGCGCAAGCUGAAGCGGAUCCAGAGAGCCGCCUACCGCCAGUUACAAAGCCGGCUCUUUGAGCUGUGGGACGCAUUUAACAAGAGAGAGAAAUCCCUUAAGCAAUUACUGAAAGGUUGCGCAAACAUCAAUAGGCCAGUGAUCGUCUAA